AGCCACCGCCCCCUCCAUCCCCCGGGUGCGCAGACCCGAGAGCGGCGGGAGGAAGUCUGUCACGUGACGUGGGAGUACACGUGACUCGGCCUACACAUGACUUCCAGUCGCCAGGCACUUCCUGGGAAGCAAGGACGCGGGGAAGCAGAGAUGGUCCGAGCAGCUCUGUCGCCGCGGUUCUGUCUGCUGCUGCUGCUCUUCUGGGGGCCUCGAGGCGAGGCAGCCCCCGACCAGGACGAAAUCCAGUGUCUGCCCGGGCUGGCCAAACAGCCGUCUUUCCGCCAAUACUCUGGCUACCUCAAAGGCUCUGGCUCGAAGCACCUCCACUACUGGUUUGUGGAGUCCCAGAAGGAUCCCAAGACCAGCCCUGUGGUGCUUUGGCUCAACGGAGGGCCGGGCUGCAGCUCCCUAGAUGGCUUCCUCACCGAGCACGGGCCCUUCCUGAUCCAGCCAGAUGGUGUCACCCUGGAGUACAACCCCUAUUCUUGGAACCUGAUUGCCAACAUGUUGUACCUGGAGUCCCCAGCUGGGGUGGGCUUCUCCUACUCCAAUGACAAGUCUUAUGCAACCAAUGACACCGAGGUCGCCCAGAGUAAUUAUGAGGCCCUUCAAGAUUUCUUCCGCCUCUUCCCGGAAUACAAGGACAAUGAACUUUUCCUGACAGGAGAGAGCUAUGCCGGCAUUUACAUCCCCACCCUGGCUGUCUUGGUCAUGCAGGAUCCCAGCAUGAACCUUCAGGGGUUGGCUGUGGGCAAUGGACUCUCCUCCUAUGAGCAGAAUGACAACUCCCUCGUCUAUUUCGCCUACUACCAUGGCCUUCUGGGGAACAGGCUCUGGUCUUCCCUCCAGACCCACUGCUGCUCUCAAAACAAGUGUAACUUCUACGACAACAAAGACCCAGAAUGCGUGACGAGUGUCCAGGAAGUGUCGCGCAUCGUGGGCAACUCUGGGCUCAACAUCUACAACCUGUACGCCCCAUGUGCUGGGGGGGUACCCGGCCAUGUAAGGUAUGAGAAGGAUACUGUCAUGGUCCAGGAUUUGGGCAACAUCUUCACUCGCCUGCCAGUCAAGUGGAUGAGGCAUCAGGCACUGCUGCGUUCUGGGGUUAGGGUACAGCUGGACCCCCCCUGCACCAACACCACAGCCCCGUCCGCCUACCUCAACAACCCUUUCGUGAGGAAGGCCCUCCACAUCCCCGAACAGCUGCCCCGCUGGGACAUGUGCAACUUCCUGGUGAAUAUACAAUACCGCCGUCUCUACCAAAGCAUGUACUCUCCGUACCUUAAGCUGCUCGCCACACAGAAAUACCGGAUCCUGCUCUACAACGGAGAUGUGGACAUGGCCUGCAAUUUCAUGGGGGAUGAGUGGUUUGUGGAUUCUCUCAAUCAGAAGAUGGAGGUGCAGCGCCGACCCUGGUUAGUUGACUACGGGGACAGUGGGGAACAGAUUGCUGGCUUCGUGAAGGAGUUCUCCCACAUCGCCUUUCUCACCAUCAAGGGCGCUGGACACAUGGUCCCCACCGACAUGCCCCAGGCUGCCCUCACCAUGUUCUCCCGCUUUCUGAAUAAGCAGCCAUACUAAGGACCCCGGGGGCCAGCCCCCACUGCCUGAUCCAGCCCCUCCGAGCUUCUCCUACUAGAAGGGAGGUCCUCCUUGAUGCAAAAUGUCCCUGUGGGGCUGGUCCCUGCCUCCAGGACCGCUCCCCACCCUUUUCCCCCUCCAGCAGGCCCCUGUGCCUCACAUAGACAGCCUUGGGGGAAGUUAGCACUUUAUUCCUGACAGCGGUGGGGCCCGGCCCCCUCCCUGCUUGAAGAAUGCCCUUAAUGCACUGAUGCCACCCCAGGAACACAAUAGAGCUCAGGACAGCCCACUGGGAGGUUGGACGGACUGUAAUUGCUGGAUUGACUGUGAUUAUGGAAUUAAAUUGGGUACAGCUUAAAA
This is a messenger RNA of Rhinolophus ferrumequinum (greater horseshoe bat), 1941 nucleotides long. It is a transcript of the gene CTSA, whose product is annotated as cathepsin A. The record is from RefSeq and is a predicted model, not a curated record. The coding region runs from base 97 to 1581 and encodes 494 amino acids. The transcript has 15 exons. Gene Ontology annotation, molecular function: serine-type carboxypeptidase activity. Lineage: Eukaryota; Metazoa; Chordata; Mammalia; Chiroptera; Rhinolophidae. Gene Ontology annotation, biological process: proteolysis.